This is a messenger RNA of Ziziphus jujuba (common jujube), 2073 nucleotides long. Its product is annotated as probable protein phosphatase 2C 60. Gene Ontology annotation, molecular function: cation binding; protein serine/threonine phosphatase activity. The coding region runs from base 576 to 1769 and encodes 397 amino acids. Gene Ontology annotation, biological process: protein dephosphorylation. The record is from RefSeq and is a predicted model, not a curated record. The transcript has 5 exons. Lineage: Eukaryota; Viridiplantae; Streptophyta; Magnoliopsida; Rosales; Rhamnaceae.
CUGGACCUCUGCUUUGCUGGCUUCAAGCUCGCCCUUGUUGGUCUUUUAUGGGGCUUGUCUGCUAAGAGAGUAGGAGAGAGAGAAAAAGAGAGAGAUGGAGAAACAUACACAAAGUUUUUAUUUUUAUUUUUAUUUUUCUCGGUUGGCCCAAUCUUUCAAAUAAGCUCUUCCUUUUUGAAUACACACAUUCAUUUUGUGUACUUCUUCAACAAUCUCAUCAUCUUUCAUACCACCACUAAGAGAGAGAGAGAGAGAGAGAGUCUCUAUAAAGAAAACCAUCCAAUACCACAACCCACUUCUUGUUUUUCCCUCUUGUUUCCAUGGAUCCGCAGAUCUAAUGAUUUUCAGAUAUCUACAUGAACUUUGUUUCCCUUUUCCUAGAUCCUAAUCUUCCUUGUACGUCAACUGCUUAUCAUAGUUGCCUUCAAGUGACAGUCAAAAUUUAUCGUUUAUAAUUAUUGAGCUGAGAAGUGGGGCAGAAUAGAAUUGGCAAUCAGGAUUUUCUGGGGUUAGAGGUGUUUCAGUGUGCUUAUUACAUGUGGAGAUUUGGGAGCGUUGUUUGGAUGAGAUGAGGGAUGUUAUCAGAGUUGAUGAACUACUUGAGGGCCUGUUUUCGGCCGAGGUCGAAUCGAUAUGUUCAUACGGGUUCAGAUGCUGGAGGUCGCCAAGAUGGGCUUUUAUGGUACAAAGAUUCAGGGCAGCAUUUUAAUGGUGAAUUCUCAAUGGCUGUAGUCCAGGCUAACAAUUUACUCGAGGAUCAGAGCCAGAUUGAGUCUGGCAAUUUGAGCUUGCAUGAGUCUGGUCCAUGUGGUACUUUUGUUGGUGUUUAUGAUGGACAUGGUGGGCCGGAGACUUCAAGAUUUAUCAAUGAUCACCUCUUUCAGCAUCUCAAGAGGUUUACUUCAGAGCAGCAGUCUAUGUCUGCAGAUGUAAUACGGAAGGCAUUUCAAGCAACAGAAGAGGGUUUUCUCUCUGUUGUCACCAGACAAUGGCCUAUGAAACCACAGAUUGCAGCAGUUGGAUCUUGCUGCCUUGUUGGUGUUGUUUGUGGUGGAUUCCUUUACAUUGCUAACCUUGGUGAUUCCCGAGCUGUUUUGGGGAGAGCUGUAAAGGCAACAGGGGAGGUUCUUGCCAUUCAGUUGUCAUCAGAGCAUAAUGCAUGUAUAGAGUCCGUGAGGCAGGAACUGCAUUCUCUGCAUCCUGAUGAUUCAAAUAUUGUAGUUUUGAAGCAUAACGUAUGGCGUGUGAAGGGCCUUAUACAGGUUUCUAGAUCCAUUGGUGAUGUGUAUUUGAAAAAGGCUGAGUUCAACAGAGAGCCUCUUUAUGUUAAAUUUCGUCUUCGUGAACCUUUCACAAGACCAAUAUUGAGCUCUGAACCAUCAAUCUCAGUCCACCAAUUGCAGCCACAUGAUCAGUUUGUAAUAUUUGCGUCUGAUGGGCUCUGGGAACACCUCAGCAACCAGGAAGCUGUUGAUUUAGUUAAAAACCAUCCACGUAGUGGAAGUGCAAGGAGACUUGUGAAAGCUGCUCUCCAAGAAGCAGCCAAAAAGAGGGAAAUGAGGUAUUCAGACUUGAAGAAGAUCGACCGUGGGGUCCGGCGCCAUUUCCAUGACGACAUCACUGUGAUUGUUGUGUUUCUUGAUUCAAAUCUUGUAAGCAGGGCUAGUUCUGUCAAGUGCCCUAAUCUAUCUGUGAGAGGGGGUGGAAUCAACCUGCCUCCUAACAGUCUGGCUCCUUGUGCCACGCCAACAGAAGCUGGCAAUCCCUGAUUAGGCUGUACCUCAUGUUCUGUCUGUUGUAUUAUUCUCUGUGUGAAUAGCAGGUAGCUUCAAAAGAGAUAAAAGAGGAUCAGGCCUUCAAUUCUUUAUUGUAUACUGUAACUUUUAACUGGAGAUUAAUACCGUUUAGCCUCUAUGCCAAAGAACUUGAAAAGAGAACUUUAAGGUGACAGUAAUAGUAGUUAUUUCGUUGGCACGGUUCUUACCCUUUGUUUUCCUUUUUGUUUUUUCUGUUGGCAUUUUUUUGGUUUUGUAAAUUUUACAACGCAGCAAAUUAAGUUUUUGCUUCCAUUUC